Molecule: messenger RNA, 963 nt
Organism: Notolabrus celidotus (New Zealand spotty)
Lineage: Eukaryota; Metazoa; Chordata; Actinopteri; Labriformes; Labridae
Gene: polr2f
Product: polymerase (RNA) II (DNA directed) polypeptide F
Exons: 5
Coding region: 154-537 (127 amino acids)
Biological process (GO): DNA-templated transcription
Cellular component (GO): nucleus; RNA polymerase I complex; RNA polymerase III complex
Molecular function (GO): DNA binding; DNA-directed RNA polymerase activity
Source: RefSeq, a predicted model, not a curated record
CUCUUUGCGCACCCGGAAUAUUUACCGACGCACCGACCCGCCGGAAGUUGUGACUUCUCGAUGUUCAUGUGGGCUAGUGUUGACAACAAGAAGUGUCUCUAAAAAUCAAGAUAAUUCAUAUUUAUAAGGAACAAAUAGACUUUCAAAUCAAACAUGUCGGACAACGAAGAUAACUUCGAUGACGGAGAUUUCGACGACGCCGAGGAGGAUGAGGGAUUAGAUGAUCUUGAAAACGCUGAAGAUGAGGACCAGGAGAACGUGCAGAUCUUACCUGCAGGAGAGGGCCAACAAGCCAACCAGAAGAGGAUCACCACAUCUUACAUGACCAAAUAUGAGAGAGCCAGAGUUUUAGGAACACGAGCUCUGCAGAUAGCUAUGUGCGCCCCGGUGAUGGUGGAGCUGGAGGGAGAGACCGACCCCCUGCAGAUCGCCAUGAAGGAGCUGAAGAGCAGAAAGAUCCCCAUCAUCAUCCGCCGGUACCUUCCUGACGGGAGCUACGAGGACUGGGGCUGCGACGAGCUCAUCAUAACCGACUAAACUUCUCCCAUCUGCAAAAACUAGAAACGAUGGUUCACACCAACCAUCGCAUCAGGUCAGUCAGCCACACAGAGGACUUCAGGGACUGAUCACCCACCUGCUCACACAGACACCUCACCUGGGGUCUUCACGGGGAGGUGAAACACGAACUGUUAAUAAACCAACAGUUUAAUGAGGUUAAAGAUCCUCUGAGCUGAAGUGUUUAUAUCUCAUUGUGUUGACGUUUCGACUCAAACUAAACUCAAGUCAUCUUCAGCGGCUGUAUUCUGACGUAAAGCCACCAGGGGGCAGUGUGACUAAACUCCAACUCCUACUUUUUAUUUUACAAACAAUACUGUGUUGUAGUUUUUCCUCUUGUUGAUUUAGAGAGAGGUGAAGAGUGUGAGAGAACUUUCUAUUGUUGUUAAUAAAGUCUUUUUAUAUUAA